CGUCCAGACAUCCAGAGGAGAAAAAACAUUUAUCUUCUGUAGCCAUGGAGAUGAGCGGGAUACUAUGUUGCUUUGCCACUCUGCUCAUUGCUGGCCAUGUCUUUGCGGGACCAGCAGUUGCUCCCACAGACACAGGGGUCUGCUGGGCCAUGGGGGACCCUCACUAUCGCACGUUCGAUGGCAAUUUCUACAACUUCAUGGGCAGUUGCUCAUACGUCCUGGCCAAGAACAUGGAUGUGGAUGCCACCCACCCAGCUUUUGAGGUCACUGCGAAGAACACAAAAAGCGCAGGCUCCCUCCUCACGUCUGUCGGUGAGGUGACCAUUAAUGUCUAUGGCAACGUGAUCAAAAUAUUCCGCAAUGAACUCAGCACGGUUUGGGUCAAUGAUAAAGUAUGGAACCUGCCUGUCACUCUAGCAUUUUCACAAGAAGAGAUCAUGCUCCGACAAAGCGGUCUGUCUGUGAUUUUGUGGACAGACUUUGGGCUGACCGUGGAGUAUGACUGGAAGCAGUACGUGAAGGUAACCGUGCCCAGCAGUUUCAUGGGCAGAGUAGGUGGCCUGUGUGGUAACUUCGACAAUAACAAAAACAACGAUCUUAUCAACCCAGACGGCUCUGUGGCAAAAAGCAUUGAGGCCCUGGGAAAGAGCUGGAGGGUACCAAACCAGAGGGAUGAACAGGAUUGCAAAGAUGAGUGCACCGGCGACUGUGGGGGCUGCAGCUGGUGGAGGCGAGGAAAGGCUGAUGUGUUCUGUGGUGUCAUGACCCCAAUACUAAACUUCCAGUUCAGGGACUGCCAUGCAGUCAUUGAGCCACACAUCUUCUUUGACAUGUGCAAGUUUGAUUACUGUCGAGGUGGUGAGAUGAAGAACUACAUCUGUGACAUGCUGGGAGUUUACACGGAUGCCUGUCAAAGAGCAGGGGUCAAGGUCUAUGACUGGAGAAGGCUUUCCCACUGUCCAUCUCCUGCAUGUCCAGAGCACAGCCACUUUGAGUACUGUGGGAAUGCCUGUCCAGCAACUUGUGAGGAUCCAUCUGCUCCUUCCUCAUGCAAAACCCCUUGUGUCCAAACCUGCACUUGUGACGAAGGCUACUUCCGUAGUGGCAACAGAUGCAUACGCAAGGAGGAGUGUGGCUGCCAGUAUAAUGAGCUCCAUCUCCAACCUGGACAAAGCAUCUGGGCUGAUGAAUGCACACAAAAAAUAACUUGCAACUCAGGAAAAAUUACAUCAGAGAAGAAAACUUGUGGUCUUGGUGAGGAGUGUAAGGUGAAGAAUGGCGUUAAUUCCUGCCAAGCUGUUAAAUCUGCUGUCUGCACUAUCUCGGGUGACCCUCACUACAACACCUUUGACCAUGUAAAGUACGACUUCAUGGGAACCUGCACCUACACAGCCGCUGAGGGCUGCCAUCUGGACGGUACCGACCUCACCCCCUUUACUGUUGUGGUGGAGAAUGAGAAAUGGUACGCCAUGUCAAAUGAUCCCAAAGUGUCUGUGGCUAAGCUGGUAGCUGUGACCGUUUAUGGUAACACCAUAAUCCUGCGCAGGAAUCAGGUUGGACUGGUCUGGGUCAAUGGAGCCAUUAUGAACCUCCCUGUGAACCUCAAUGAAGGACAGGUUGUCAUCCAGCAAAUUGGUACCAAUGAUGUAAUCUCAACUGACUUUGGGUUGAAAGUGACUUAUGACUUGGUGUACCACGUCACUGUCACAGUUCCUGAUACUUAUGCUGACAAGACCUGCGGUCUCUGUGGCAACUUCAAUGGCAAAACAGACGAUGAGUUUCAGCUCCCUGAUGGCAAAAUAACCAAAGAUGUCACAGCUUUUGGGUCCUCAUGGAAAGUUGGUGUGCCUGGUGUAGUUUGUGAGAAUGGCUGCGAAGGUGACAAUUGUCCCAAAUGUCCAGCAAGCGAGAGGCCCAAGAUUGAAUCUGAGUGUUCCAUCAUCACUGACCCCAAGGGACCCUUUGCAGCAUGUCACUAUGUUAUUGAACCUGCAUCCUACUACCGAGAUUGUGUCUAUGAUGUUUGUGUGGCAGAGGGAAUCCAGAUGCUUUGUCACAGCAUUAAUGCCUAUGUCAUUGACUGCCAAGAUAUGGGAGUUAAGGUCUUGAACUGGAGGACACCCAACUUGUGUCCCAUGACCUGCCCAACAAACAGCCAUUACAGCAUCUGUGCUUCACCCUGUAAGACCCCAUGUCCUGGGCUUACCAGCGUUACCUGUGCUGAUGUCUGCGCUGAGGGAUGUGCCUGCAACACCGGCUACUACUUCAAUGGAACGGGUUGUGUACCACAGGACGAGUGCAGUUGCUACAUCAACGGAAAGACCCUCAAGAUUGGAGAGACAGUGGUAGCUGAUGACUGUACCUUCAAAUAUAUUUGUCCUAAAUCUGGACACGGCCAUAUGGAGUCCACGUCUUGUACCUUUGUUGAGGAAUGCGGAAUUCAGAAUGGUAUCCGUGGAUGCUACCCCAAGCAGUGCAUUAUGGGAAAUAAUGGGGUUUUCACCACCUUUAAUGGCAGAGUAGGAGAUGUAAAAGACAGUGGGAUGUAUGAUCUGGUGAAAAUUUGUGACGACACCAUAGCAGAGGGAUGGUUCCGGAUCGUGAUGGACCUGCAGACCUGUCUUCAGACUGGUCAGAUGACUGCUGUGGGCAUCAUUGCCUUCUUUGAUGAUGUAUCAGUUGUUGUUAACAGCAACUUUGAGACCUUGGUUAACGGAAAGAAGGCAACUCUGCCCUUCCAGCAAGACAGCAUUUCCAUUCAAAUAACAAACGACCUGCUGGUGAUCGAGAAGAUGUCUGCAAUUGUUGUGUCUUACAGUCGUUCACAGCAGAUCACAGUGACUGUCAGUGACACUGUGGCCGGCAAUGUGUGCGGUGCAUGUGGAAAACUCAUAGAAGAUGCAACCUUCGCUAAAUCCUCUAUACAAAACUAUCUCAAUGGCUAUAGAUCAGGAAUCUUUAAUUUCUGCAACUGAUGAAAACAUUGAUAUGAGUGAACCCAUCUGAAGACGAUCCUGUGAUCCUGUUUUUUGCACAUGCUGUAAUUCAUUUCCUAUAAACACACAUAUUUCCUGUUAGCAUAAUUAUGAGCAUAUUUGUAAAACAUUUCUCAAUAGAAUAAUGCCUCAUAAACAUACUGCUUCUCUAUUAUCAAUACAUUUCCUCUGUCAUAUAAACUCUAUGACAUUAUUAAAACAUCAUCAGAACUAUUUUUUGACUGAGAGAAAGUAAUCU
Messenger RNA from Alosa sapidissima (American shad), 3234 nucleotides. RefSeq names its product IgGFc-binding protein-like. The transcript is spliced from 10 exons. The record is from RefSeq and is a predicted model, not a curated record. Bases 45 to 2975 code for a protein of 976 amino acids. Lineage: Eukaryota; Metazoa; Chordata; Actinopteri; Clupeiformes; Clupeidae.